Phanerochaete carnosa HHB-10118-sp is the source of this 767-nucleotide messenger RNA. RefSeq lists its product as uncharacterized. Lineage: Eukaryota; Fungi; Basidiomycota; Agaricomycetes; Polyporales; Phanerochaetaceae. The coding region runs from base 15 to 320 and encodes 101 amino acids. The transcript has a single exon. The record is from RefSeq and is a predicted model, not a curated record.
CUAUAUACAAGCCGAUGGGCGCCGAGCACGAUCAAGAUCAUCCACCGAAAGGCCUCACUCAUGCUUGGUGGAAAAUGCGGGAUCCACUUCCAGGAAUAGCCACAGUGACUGCGCUAGGCGAUAGUUUGCGCCAACAGAAUUGCAACCGGGCGCGUGGCGCUCGUCUCAGGGGUAUCAUGGACGACAGUCUUCAUGAAACUCGGAAACACCACCAGGCUACCAUAUCCCCGACUGCGCAUAUACUGGGUAGACAUGCUUCCCCUGGUUCAAGCUGGCCAGCGAAUUCAGCACAGUUUACAGCCUACAUGAAGUACUUUUAAGGAUACAAGGUGAGCAACUAUGCGGGAACACGCAGACACCGCUUACAUCCACGAAUCGGAAUAUCGCAGCCGACUGGGGCCGCUGUCUGGCAAACUGCCAAGCCAGGCGUUCCGAGACCAGACCUGACCAGACCCUUGAAAGAGCACGCCCGUGUUUCAUCCAAGCCUAUCGAGUCCCGUCCUGAACAUCCAUUCGAAAAGGCUCUUUUUCGGCCCCUCUUUACUGCUUGAAUUCCACCUUCUCCGCGCUAUCCGGUAGGAAAGAAGUAAGCUGUAAAAGAGUGAAAAGGAUAACUUUGAGGAGCUGAACACAGCUUUCAACGACCCUACGGCUCCUGACGUUUAGCAGUAAUGUAGUAGGCUUACGGAACUGAUACCCGACGGCCGUCGUGCCUAGCCAAGCUUGCUCGCCAAGCGGCAUCGAGAGGGUGGAAGCGAAGGUUCUGC